Molecule: messenger RNA, 3299 nt
Organism: Orbicella faveolata
Lineage: Eukaryota; Metazoa; Cnidaria; Anthozoa; Scleractinia; Merulinidae
Product: SANT and BTB domain regulator of class switch recombination-like
Source: RefSeq, a predicted model, not a curated record
AAACUCACAUUCUUUACAAUGUCGGUUUACUCAAGGUAUAGCUUGUUUUUGGUUGACUUUUAGCUCAGAAAGUAUCAAAUUUUACGCUAAUGAAAAUUUCAGGGAUGGGCAAAAUCCUUUCUAAGUUUUGCAACCAUAACUCAGGGAAAAUGAAAAUAUUUGAUUUAUGUUCUUUCUUUUCGAAACCUUUCUUGGCCAAAUAAUAAACAGAGUAAAAUGGAUAACAGCUAACUCGCGUUCAACGUGCGAGUCGAAUUUACGCGCGCGAAGUAGCGCGCGAAGUGUUGGUCUUCGAGGGAUAUCUGACCGAGGAGGGUUGGAGGCUAAAAAGCUGCUUGGAUACAACAUGGCGUCCGUCGGUGACUUUUAGACUUCGCAACCAUUGAAAACAAUUUUCCACUUUUCGUUAUGCUACUUUUGGUCCAGAUUAUGUCGUUCUCUCUGAUAUCAUGUUCUUCUUUGAUGGGAGAAGCUUAAGGGGAUAAGAUCAACAUGCACUGAAAGUUGUUCAAGUUUUAACUCCCUGCAGCCAAAAACAAACAUUAAUGAUGUCCCAAAAUUUGGCAGUGGAUUUAAUGCUGAGAACUUUGAUGAAUUCUUCGGAGUUCAGGGAGUCAGAGAGCAAAAACUGGGAAGGAGUAGCGAAGUUAAUUCCAGGAAGCACGCCACAGCAGUGUGCCAAAAGGUGGAAAGAAAUCCAGCAGACCUCAGCACUAAGUACGAUUAAUCCCUCCCUGAUGCAUUCAUCUGUUGGUUCCAAAAACCUUUCCAGCUUCCUCAACUCUGUCCUGCAUUUUGCUGAUGAUAAAGAAUCAGCAAGUGUGACAGCAACACAGGGGACGAUUAGAACAAACUCUCAACCAGCUACCAGAGAAGCUAACUGUAUAGAGGAACAAAGUGCUGCUGAUCAUGAUCCAGGCCAUGAAAGGACAUCUGAAGUAACAUCUUACCAGGAAACUGGCAGAGAAUCUAAGCAGAGGCCGAUUCCCAGGCAGGCUUCAUCAGCCAGAUCACAGGUUUCUAGUAUAGAGUCAUUGCAAGGGCCUAACAUGGUGAUCCAUGUGUGUGAUGAAAGCAAGAACUUGAAACAGGACUUCACUUGCCCAAGGGAUCUGCUGAUAAGUGAGAUGAGAUAUUUUGCGGAGUAUCUGUCAGUGGAAGCCCAGAGAUGGGAGGAGGUAGAUAUUUCUGUGCACUGUGAUGUACAGAUAUUUGAUUGGCUGAUGAAAUAUGUCAAGAGACGGCUUCAUGACAAGAACAAGUCGACAUCUGAAGAAAGAAAACCCAAACUUGAACCAAAUAAUGUCAUAUCUAUCUUGAUAUCAUCAGAUUUUCUAAAGAUGGAUGCAUUGGUAACUGAGUGCAUUGACUUCUGUCAUCAGAAUAUGACGUCUAUUGUAGCCACACCCUGUAACAUGAACUGCAUCAAUGACAAGCUCGUCACCAGAAUGGCAAAGCUUUUUAAUCACAAUGAGCUGGAGGCAAUUAAGGAUCGCAAGGAUAAAUUUAAAAGCAAAUUGUUUUGCAAGAAAAUAGAGGAGUUGUUUGAUCCAAGACUAUCAUCAAGUUCAUCGUCAAAUGCUAGCACCUUGUUUAGGUGCAUUGCUUGUGGAAAGCUUCUGACUGCAGAAUCACAAGGCAAACUCAGAUGUGUUCCAAACAGAAUGAUGGUAAAUCACAGAGGAAAGGUGUCUUAUGUUCAUUCACGAGAUUUUAGUUGGGAUGUAAAUGAUUACCUCCUUGGUUUACGUGAAGAAGUGAAAUCCUGGAAAGAGGUUUACUGGAGAUUAUGGGGCACAGUGAAUAUUCUCUACUGCCAUCGGUGCGGUGAUUAUUUUCCUUGCACAGAGCUGGGUCACUGUAUUUAUCACCCAAUGGCUGUGGAUUUUGGAAACAUGGAGUGUACGGCUACUAAGAUAGUUGGGGUGUACCCGUGUUGUCAGCAGCGAGUCCUGCAUUUUGAUCCGUCUUUAGAGACAUCUGGAUGCUGUGUACGUGAUCACAAACCGACGUUAAGUUCCCCUCAAUCAACCGCAGCAGAGAGCAAAACCAGUGCAGAUGAACCAGCUGACGAGAAAACAGACAAAGACAUUACAACAGAAAAUAACGAGGAACACGCGCAGGAAAAUACAGGAGAAGAAAAGAGCUCAUCUCAACCAGAGAAAGACAAACCAUCAGAGAUGGAUGAAACUUCCGAGCAAGUUCCAGACAUCCCUCCGGCAUCAGAGUUGUCAUCGAAUAAGAAUUCAGCCUCACAAGGACAGCAAAAGAUCACCAAUAACCCAGCGGUAGUGGAGGAUUUGUUUGCGCAUAGGAGCGCUAUCUGCGUGCCAUACCGCAGAUUAUCAAGUGCAAGGUCUGCUGAAUUGAACGUGUUUGGUGUGGAGGAGAUCGCUUUAGCGAGCAUGCACGUCCGAGAUUUGGAGACUAAUACUAGUGCGUUAUCGGACAUGAUUGACCCAAGUGACCGAAAAGUGUCUGAAUUUCCGACGUACUUACCCUCUAUCAGGCGAAGCCGCAGUCGAUUGGUUCACCGAGGCUCACUGAGGAAGAUGAAGCUUCAGACAGCUAAUAAAGAGGACGACUAUGAUGUGGGAGAAGACGAGGACCAGCCUGAAUCUGAGGAUAAUGACUUGGAUCAAAAACUCUCUUCCCGAGAAAAACCACGGCCUCCAAGAAAAGUCACGUCCGCAUCCAGAAAAGAUUUCAGCACGUUUAAAAGUUACAAGUGGGAUUCACAACGAUCUGCGAGAUGGAAUCAAGACGCACAACGAGAAGAAGAUCAAAAGCGCAUGACUGAACUGGUGUCUUAUUUGGCACGACAGCGGGCUCACACUCCACAAGAGAAAGUCGAUAAUAAACAAAAACCCAAAGAAUUCCUAGGAGGUAUUUUCUCCAAAUUAGAUAAUCAAUUCCGCGCCUCACAGCAAGCAGUGGUCUCUAAGACGCAGUCUGGCGGGCCACAAACAGGAUCCAGUCAAAGAAUUCGGAAGAUACCACUGAAGGUGACCACGUGAUAUUAAACAACCAAGUGCAAUUUGAAGCUUGAACGAUUUUAUUUGUUUGUGAUGGUUUUCAGUUUUAUAUUGAAGACCUUUUAACGCUCGUGUAAAAAUACGUUGUAUUCUUUAUGAAUGUGUACAAUAAACGUCUUUUUUUGGUAUUUCGUGGCAUUUUUUUCUUUGAAAUGCUGUAUGCGGCUUGGCCCCGCCUUGGGCUCGUUUCACGAAGGUCCCGAAAGGAUUCCGCACCCAGAAAGCCGUAGCAAAAUCUCAAACCCUAUAAUUACAGAAUUGUUU